UGGAAGACAGGAAUUUUGAGUUCGACGCUGAAAAGAUGAAUUUUAAAAUCGUCGCAGUUUUUUGCCUCCUUUUUGCUUUAAACUUGGUCACAGCAUAUGACUAUAAUGGUCAGUUAGAUGACAAUGUCAAAGAAGAAAAUGAUGAAUUAAAUGAAAAUGACGAAGUCAGUCAAACUGAUAUAAAACCAGCUGAAAGUGAUGUCGCUGAUGAGAAGAGCAUUCAAAGUGACAUUACAGAUCUUGCUCAACGUGAUGCAGAAGCUUUACAUAAGAAAAAAGGAUUUUGUCAUUGGGGAAUUAAAGCUUGGUACAAACCUGGAGUUCAGAUUCGUUGUAAAUGUAUGAAAUGUACAUGUCGACCAAAAGGAAUUUGGGACUGUAAAUAUAAUUUUGCUUACUGUCCUUACUAUUAUUGUGGUAACGAAAUCUUCAAUCCAGAUAAACAGAUAUGUUGUUGUGGCAAAGUUUACAACAAGAGAAGAUCCUACCAAUGCUGUGGUUACUUUUACUACAAUACUCGUUAUUCUAAAUGUUGUAAACACGACACUGUUAAACCAAAGAAAAUUGCUUGUCCACGUCACAAAAUUUAAGAAGCUGGUCCUUCCAAUUUCAUCUUAUCUUUUUCAGUAAUGCAGUUAGAUACAAAUAUCUGACAUUUUGUUAAUGAGUAGUUUUUAGAAAUGAUUUAUACUGAAUGUAUUUUGUGCAAAUUUUGAAAACUUUUAAAUAAAGUGUUUUGACGGA
Messenger RNA from Xenia sp. Carnegie-2017, 744 nucleotides. RefSeq lists its product as uncharacterized. The record is from RefSeq and is a predicted model, not a curated record. The coding region runs from base 36 to 590 and encodes 184 amino acids. Lineage: Eukaryota; Metazoa; Cnidaria; Anthozoa; Malacalcyonacea; Xeniidae. The transcript is spliced from 5 exons.